Molecule: messenger RNA, 2593 nt
Organism: Papilio machaon (common yellow swallowtail)
Lineage: Eukaryota; Metazoa; Arthropoda; Insecta; Lepidoptera; Papilionidae
Gene: smg
Product: protein Smaug
Exons: 8
Coding region: 228-1970 (580 amino acids)
Biological process (GO): nuclear-transcribed mRNA poly(A) tail shortening; regulation of mRNA stability; negative regulation of translation
Cellular component (GO): P-body
Molecular function (GO): translation repressor activity; protein binding; mRNA binding
Source: RefSeq, a predicted model, not a curated record
UUCGAAAUAAAAUAAUUGUUAUGUUUUUAUUCUACCUGCAAUCUUCAAAUCAAAAUUAAUAGACGAACACGUCAUUCGCACCGGCCUUCCGCCCCAACCGCCGCCGCUCGCAGUAUUGUUGCCACAAAAACUGGCCAAGUUACCGUCUCCCAAUCAGCUGUCACGUACCUUUGACGUGUUGAAUACAAACAGAUCUCAUUUAGUCGGUCUGAUAUGCCGUUGCGGCGAUGAACGGCACGUUUUCCGAGCAGCUGGGGGGUGUGGCUGGAGUUUUCGAGCAAUGGGGCACGUGCGAGAGAACCGUGGUGGCGUGUGCUCUGGCGCGGCGCGUGCCCUGGCCGGGGCUAAAGCUCGUGCAGCGCGCCGUGGAGGCUGCACUGCAGCAGCAUGUGGAGGACGACCGCCUGGAGCGAGACGCCAACGACGAGACCCUACUGGCAAGCUUGUUAGCGCCCAGGAAUGAUGAUGAUGAAGAUGAGGGUGUAGAGCGACUGCGGCAGCUCGUGAGCCUGCUGCCGCUGCUGCGCGGCGACAACGAGCGCGGCAAGGCGGUGUACGUGGCCGCAGUGCCCGGCCUCGUGCAGCGCUGUGUGGACGCGCCGCGCCCCGCGCCGCACGCCGCCUCCGACCUCUGCCGCCAGCUGCUCUCCUACCUCCUCGUACAUCCUGCGCUCACACAGCUCGAGCAGAGAACACUGACACAGUGGCUACGCUACUUAGAAAAUCACAUAUCGGGCAACAGAAACACCGAGUCCAUCUGGCAGCAGCGGAUAGACCCGUGCCUGUUGCCCGACACCAACAUCUGGGGCGCCAACAACAGCUUCAGAAGAACGAUAGGCAAAAACGUCGAAUUCCGAGGCAUCCUGGACUCGACGGAGCACUCCUACACCGAUCUCCUGCAAGAGUCGUUCUCCAAGAACGGCCGAGACGUCGACAUCAGCUUGGACGGCGAGCUGGCGAACUUCGAGGCGGCGAUAGGACAGCCCAAGUCGCAGCGCUCCAACAGCCUGACGCCGCCGUCGACCGACUUCAUGCAGAUGUCCUCGUCGGCGGAGAACCUGACAGACGAGCCCUUCGUCCAGAAGCCGCGGAGCUUCUCGUUGUCGAGCGAACACAGCCUGAGUCAGCUGCGGCCCAUCGGCGGCCUCUUCGGCACCACCGGCAGCGAGACCCGCCUCGACGACCUGCGCUGUCACAACUUCACCGAGCACCCCGGCAUGUCCACCGUGGCCGCCUGGCUCAAGUCUCUGCGUCUGCACAAGUACAUCUGGCUCUUCACCAACGUCACCUACGACCAGAUGAUGGCCAUGGACGAGAAGUACCUCGAGAAGCUCGGUGUGACGAAGGGCGCACGGCACAAGAUCCUGGUGUCGAUCAAGAAGCUGUCAGAGCGCGGCGCGGUGCUGGAGGCUGUGCGGGGCGAGCUGAGGGCGGGCGCUGCGGGCGCGGCGGGGGCGGUGCCGCGUGCGCUGGACCGCCUGCGCGCGCUGCUGCUCAGCCCCAUGCCGCCCGACUCCGACUUGCCCCCGGCCAUCGUCGCCGCGUUGGACCUCGCGUCCAAGUGUCUGAGCGGGUGCUCCGGGCCCGCGCUGGAGCCCGAGCCCGACCACGUCGAUCCCAUGUCGCUCCAUUGCUGGCUCGUCGAGAAGGCGCUGCACCACGAGGCGUUCAGACGCGCCGAGCUGCAGGAGGCGCUGCGUCGGCUGCGGCACCGCCUGCCUCCCACACAGUUCUUCCACCACGUCGGGGAACUGCCGCUGCUCGCGCACAGGCACAAGCCCAGAUGGCGGUCGGGCGCGGCGUGCCCACGUCCGGCGGGGGGCCGGCGCUUCGUGCCCCCGCCCCCGCGCGGCAAGUCCCACUCGUACCCGCCCUUCCCCCCGGCGAUGUGGCCCCCGCCCCCCCCACACGACGACUACUCCGGCCUCGACGCGCUCUGUCUGCAGAUGACGGAGCAAGCCAUCAACUGACCGCAGUACACAUACCUGCACUUAGCUGCACCGUGUACAUGUGUACACAUUACACGUGACGGCACGUCUACUGACUAUUACACAAGUGACCGCGUGACAGAUAGAUAUAGAUUUCAUUAUUUAUUAUUUAAAAACAAAGUCCGAGCAAGACUCACUUGACAGAAACUAAUAAAUAUGGCGGAUAUAGUUUGUGAUAAACUAAAAAUCCUUUCCUUUUUUAAUAUUAUUUUGUAUAAAAUGCGUUGAGUGUGUACAAAUCAAUUACACGACCAUGGCCAUGUCUCAUUAAAGAUUUUAGACAUUUAAAAUCUGUUCCAUACAAAUAUUUUUAGUUUAUACCAUUGUAUACUUUGAGUAUAUAUUACAAUACAAAUGAAAAAAAAAAUGUCAAUUGACCACAAAUAUAAUAGGAGCAUGGGAAUUUAAUUGAUUUAAAUGAAAUUAUGUUGACAAACAAUAAUAUAAAGAUGUUUGUAAUAUUGCUGUUUAUGGCAACACCAGUGUAUGAAGUGAGUGUUGCUCUCUACAAACGGAAUUAUAUCGGAAUUGGUGCAAUGUGAGAACUUAUAGUGCAAUUAGAGUUUAAUAAUUAGUUAAUAUAUUUAUAAACAGACAUAUUUUUA